This is a messenger RNA of Pectinophora gossypiella (pink bollworm), 722 nucleotides long. Its product is annotated as trypsin-like. Lineage: Eukaryota; Metazoa; Arthropoda; Insecta; Lepidoptera; Gelechiidae. The transcript is spliced from 3 exons. Gene Ontology annotation, biological process: proteolysis. Bases 97 to 675 code for a protein of 192 amino acids. The record is from RefSeq and is a predicted model, not a curated record. Gene Ontology annotation, molecular function: serine-type endopeptidase activity.
AGUAAUGUCAAAGUUCUGAAAAUAAGUAAAUUAAUAAGUUAUUUAAUGUUACGUCUGAAUCAGUUUGUUAUAAAAUAAUUUUAUCUAAUACUCGUUAUGCACUGGCAACAUAGCAUUCAAAUUAUAUUUUCGUGUGCUUAUUUCAUCUAUAACCUAAGUCAAAACAGGACUGUGACAGCUGAGAUCGAAAACCUCGGCCAAUAUGAUGUUACCUUAAGUGGCAAUAGUAAUAUUGAUGGCUAUCCUAAUACCUUUUACAACAGAACUUAUACACUUGGUGAAGAAGAAAUAGUAUUUAGAGUCGUAAAUGGAAAGCCAGCCAAACUAGGAGAGGUUCCCUAUCAGGUUAGUGUGAUGCUUGCAACGCCCUGCAGACCAAAGUGCUACUACACCUCUAUUUGCGGUGGAUCUAUUAUAAGUCCAACGAAGGUAUUAAGUGCCGCACAUUGCUUUGUUGCGUCAAAAUUCAGUACCUGCUUUUACAAAGGAAGAAUGGUUCGAGGUGAAUACAAAAACAAGUAUAUUAUGGCCGGACAUUUGUAUACUACCGAACAAUAUAGUUAUAACGACACACUUGGAUACGGACAAUGGAGAAGAGUAAUUAAAGGGAGAUACUCGCGAUCUUACACGCCAAGAUUCGUAUUUGAACACGAUAUUGCUGUGUUAGUAAGUUGAACCACAAAAUAGGCUAGUUUCCAACUAGUCAAAUCAGUCACUUUUUA